Molecule: messenger RNA, 24078 nt
Organism: Wyeomyia smithii (pitcher-plant mosquito)
Lineage: Eukaryota; Metazoa; Arthropoda; Insecta; Diptera; Culicidae
Product: neuronal acetylcholine receptor subunit alpha-7-like
Exons: 15
Coding region: 3035-4870 (611 amino acids)
Biological process (GO): chemical synaptic transmission; regulation of membrane potential; signal transduction
Cellular component (GO): postsynaptic membrane; neuron projection; synapse
Molecular function (GO): acetylcholine-gated monoatomic cation-selective channel activity; transmembrane signaling receptor activity
Source: RefSeq, a predicted model, not a curated record
UUAGGGUCGUGCUGUUGUUUUUGUAUAGAUUUGUUACUUAAUGCUAUAAAUAUAUGUGCAGUGAAAAUAUACUUUUUCUUUUUGAUUUUGAUAACUAUUAGCCACCUUCAAUCUACGGGAGGGUAAAAAAACGAAACGAUUAACGACGCGUUCGACGGAAGAACGAUUUGGAAGGAUUUUUCAAACAACGGAGCCCUAGCGAGCGAGGCGAACAGGUUGAGUAGCCUCUGGGCAAAAGAUGAAUGGUGUGCUUUGGAAAACUGGAAGAUAGCGAACGGUGCUGCGAAGAUCCUGAUGCUCAAGAUGAGCUGGUGAACGGUUGUUAGUGGGCAACAAGCAUACAAGCAAAAUGCUUUGGUGUUCGAGGAUGUUACGCUGCGAGCAAUAGUUGGCCAGAAGAUAGUUUUGUGUUUUCGAAGUCGGAAUUGGAUCACUGGAUUGGCUGGAGGCAGGAAAAAUGUUUUUUUUUUCUUUUUUGAAAGGACCAGUGAUCCUGUGCUGAAGAUUUUACGCUCGCGGUGGUCUUCUUCAAGGCGGCAGCAGCAUCAAUAGCGAGACACCUGGUGCUGGUAGAAAUAGAUACUCGGUAGAUUUUCGGAAUAGGCAUGUGUGGCCCAAUUUGUUUUGUGCUGUUCCGAGGGCGUGAAGUGUGAAGCCGUAAUUGAUUGAAGAAAAAGGAGAAGCGAGAAGAAGCAAAAAAACGGAAGAUUAUUCCAGCAGUAAUGGGAAAAUUUCGUUGGAUGAAAAAUCUGUAGGAGUGAAAAACGAGUCAUGUGAAGCUGUGUGUAUAGCCAAGCAACGAAAAAAAGCGUGAGCGGAACCCCGAAAAGUGAGCAGGAGAGCCGCGCGUUACGAGCGUUAACGAGCGGACGUGCAUCGAGAGAAACCAGUGGAAGCCCCUGGAGUUAGUUAAGAAACAAGGGAGCCCUCAAAAGCCUGUGAGUGUUGUGUUCCGCGUUGUGUGGCGUGUACGGGACCGAAUUUCCCGAAAAUAGCUCUCUCGUUGUUCUGCAGGGGCUGUGUGUGUGUGCAUAGUGCUGCUGCUGUACGACGAUGCUGCUUGGAGUCAGAAAUGUGAUCACACACAUGCCGUCACACGAGUAUCAAUCACAGCAGGGCGGGUGCUCGGUUUGGAUCGCUUCUGGAAUUAACUAUCAGCGUAAACACAGCAACUAAUGGCGAAUUGAUCAAAAAGCGAUCAGUAGAAAAAAUUGAUUGCACUCAUAGAAACACCUACACGUGAUAGAGAUUUGCGUGAGGGGGUUGAAAAACAAAAAUAAAACAUCACGGUCCCAACUACGAGCUCCAAUGUGCAGCAUUGAUUCCGAGCGUGGCGCACACGGCAACAGUGGCUGUAGCGAAUUUUUAUCCAGCAGGACCACCGUCGCCACCGAAUGCAUCACUGCCAUCGAGCACAUCGAGGGUGGCCUGAGGGUGGAAAUAAUUAAUAACGGAAAUAGCGGUUGUAGUCCUAUCAGCCUAAGCGGGCCGGGAAUCAUCGGUGAAAUCAGUUCUCGUUCGUUUGUCGUCGUCGCUGGUUGUCUGUCAUCGAGGGAGGAAGGACACAGCUGGGAAUCAUGAGAACUCAAUCACACCGAUCGGAAAGCGACAACAGCCACAACCGCAGCAGCGACAGCGAACAUUGCGACAGUUUUCGAUACGACGGCAUCGGCGGUGGUCGACAGCAGUUCUGCCUGGAGCGAUCAAUCGCCGUGGUGACAUACAGGGUGAAAUUGAAAACGGGGAAGAAAUAGAAACGUAGCGGCGACCACGAGAGCCUUCACCAACACGACUGUCGUUGUUUCGUGCCGUGCCGUGCAAAACAACGCGCAAACUUCUUUACUGCCAGACCAUCGAAACGCCACCACGCUUCAGAGAAGAUCCAUCUAGUGAGCAACCUGGAAUUGGUCCGCGGAUCUACCGACACAGUCUGGUGGAUGCUGUGGAUUUACUAACAACACAAAAAAACAUACUCUCUUACUCAAAACAGCGGAUGAGACACGGAUAACUAGGAAAGCACCUUAGCACUUCGAUACAAGUAGCAUCUGAAUUCGAAUGACACCCUAACACCCCUACGGCUUGGGUACUCAACCAAAAAAAAAACUCGUGGUCUCGUAACUUCGUCACGAUUAUAGUAGAUAAACACUUCACUACACCAAGUUCGCGCAAAUCGAAUCGACAGAAUAAAGAAAAAAACAAUGCGUAUUAGCAGUCGUACUCUCUGCCGAUAAGCUGAGAUAAGUAGCGUCUUAGCAGUUGUAUAGUACACUUAAAUUGAACUUAAAAUUGAUAUUGAUCAUUAAUAAACCAAUAAUAGUAUAUUACUCGUAAACAUUAAAAUACAAAGUUUCAUAAAAAAAGACACAGUUUACUGCAAUUCAAUAAUAAUAAUAAUAAAAUAAUAAUAUCAAUAGUACUUUAACAAAUUUUCGACAAAUUGAAUUAAUAUUGAUAAAUAUAAUGGGACAGGAAGUUUAAUCCAUCUUAAUAUUAAACAACUAAAACUUCGAGUAAUAUGUUUGGAAAGCUCAAUAAUAAACGGUGAAUCUUAUCAAUGAAGAGUAAACAUCAACUAAUAGCAUAUUGUUAUUAAAUCAUACCAAAAACAACUCAACACCUAGCUUAGGGUACGAACUAGUGUGAAUUUGAACGCGGUACCGACUGAAACGGAAGCAGCACUCCGUAGGACACCAAGUCGGAACAAAAAAAAAAAAAUCAGUAUUAUAACUCGAUAGCACCUAGGCACAAGAGGAUUUAAAGGAACAAUCACCAACUACCGUCGACACUGCAAAAACAACAAACAAAAAACCGUGUGCUGCAGGCAAAAGCAAUAACACGAACACGACGCCUAACGUCGAUCACGGGAACGCGAACCGCCAGUUGAUUCGUUCAACGUUGGCGUUUAUCCUGUCGUCGUCGUCGUCAUCACCGCCAUCAUCAUCGUCAUCACCAUCAACGCCAUCACAGACAUCAUCGUAGCUACCACCACCACGGUCGUCAUCAGCGGCAACGAGAACGCGGUGGCCGGGUCAGAAUGAACCAGAAGAUCCUGGUGAUCGUGAUCAAGAUGAUCAAGAUGAUCUCCAAGAUCAUCAUGCUGAGCCGAUAUCACAACUUUCGGUGCUACAAGCAGCUGCGGCUGUACAAGUGGAUCAUCGUGUUGAUGCUGAUAGCCAAUUCGGCGAUGGUGUGCCUGGCCGGAUACCACGAGAAGCGGUUACUGCACGAUCUUCUGGACACCUACAACACGCUGGAGCGGCCAGUAGUCAACGAAUCCGAUCCCCUGCAGCUGAGCUUCGGCUUAACGUUAAUGCAAAUUAUUGACGUGGACGAAAAAAAUCAACUGCUCGUCACAAACAUAUGGCUGAAGCUAGAAUGGAAUGAUAUGAAUUUAAGGUGGAACACAUCGGAAUAUGGUGGUGUGCGAGAUCUCCGGAUACCACCGCAUCGAAUUUGGAAACCAGAUGUUUUGAUGUACAACAGUGCUGAUGAAGGCUUUGAUGGCACAUAUCCAACAAAUGUAGUCGUACGUAAUAAUGGUUCUUGUUUGUAUGUGCCACCAGGAAUCUUCAAAUCAACAUGUAAAAUAGAUAUAACGUGGUUUCCAUUUGAUGAUCAAAGAUGUGAAAUGAAGUUUGGUAGUUGGACAUAUGAUGGUUUCCAGCUGGACUUGCAAUUGCAAGACGAAGCUGGAGGGGAUAUCAGUAGUUUCGUGACGAACGGGGAAUGGGACCUGCUGGGUGUCCCCGGGAAGCGUAACGAAAUCUACUACAACUGCUGUCCGGAGCCUUACAUAGAUAUCACAUUCGCCAUCAUCAUCCGGCGGCGGACGUUGUACUAUUUUUUUAAUUUGAUCGUCCCGUGCGUGCUGAUAGCGUCGAUGGCACUGCUCGGAUUCACGCUACCGCCGGAUUCCGGAGAGAAGUUAUCAUUAGGUGUAACAAUUUUAUUAUCAUUGACUGUAUUUUUAAACAUGGUUGCUGAAACAAUGCCAGCCACGUCGGACGCUGUUCCACUUUUAGGCACAUAUUUUAACUGCAUCAUGUUUAUGGUUGCCUCAUCCGUUGUGUCAACAAUUUUAAUUUUAAAUUAUCACCAUAGAAAUGCGGACACACACGAAAUGUCUGAUUGGGUUAGAAUCAUCUUUUUAUAUUGGCUGCCAUGUAUUUUAAGAAUGAGCCGACCGGGUAGACACUUGUCGAUGGAAUAUCCGCCUACGCCGACAUCGGAUAGUUCCGAACGGAAAACGCACAUACAGGAUGUCGAACUGAAAGAGCGAUCAUCGAAGUCGUUACUAGCGAACGUAUUAGAUAUAGAUGAUGACUUUCGUCACAACUGUAGACCACUAACCCCCGGAGGUACACUGCCACAUAAUCCAACAUAUUUCAGGACUGUUUAUAGUAGCGAUGAUGGAAGUAUGGGACCGAUCGGAAGCAAUCGAAUGCCAGAUGCAAUUGCGCCACCACACACGUGUUUCACAUCAUCCGCUGAUUACGAACUAGCUUUAAUAUUAAAAGAGAUACGUUUUAUCACCGAUCAGAUACGAAAGGAGGACGAGGACAGCGACGUCGCCAAGGAUUGGAAGUUCGCAGCAAUGCUGUUCUAUUUUCGGCACCGCACAUCAUCGUUUCGUAGCCAUAUGGAAAAGGUUAUUGUUAUUGGUUUUAUCACAAAAUCAAUUUGUUAUUCAUUAAAUUAUUGUCGAGAAUUUUUAAAUGAAUUUCAGGACGGUAGAGAGGCAAAAAAGAAAAAGAAACAAAACAAAAAAAACCUAACAAACAUUCAGCCGGUAGGCCUGAACCGAAUCUGUAUGGUUCGGAUAGCAAGAGCAGGAAUGUUUAGUCGAGAACUAGGUGCAAAAAAAAACUAGGCGAAAGCAAAUGAAAAAUAAAAAAAAACAAUAAAAAAAAAAUCGAAACAAAAGAGGGGAACACAUUUUAGAAGAUUAUUGCAAAUAAUGCUUAAGUUAAAUAGUUGAAAGCUAGUUUUCAAAUUGGAUAGUUGUCGAAUGAAUUUGAGCACUACAGCAUGGUUCGAUGUAAAUGUUUGUUCUGUUGUAAAGGUGUUUUUUCAACGUUUAAUCAAACUCGUUCGUUUACUGUUUAAUGAAGAUUCCAGCGCUGAAAGUUCUGUCCCUUUAAUUUCUUUGUAUGAUUAGGUGCGAAGCGCAUUGCUCAACACAAUUGACCACAUGAGUUAAUUCCGUUUUUUUUCGCAAUAAUCUGCACCGAAACGAAAGCAAGCGAAGACAAAGAAUUUAAGUAAAAAAAACGGAGACACAACCAAUUUAAGCUUAAGAACAAGUCAAGAAAUUGAACAAUAUAAUCUUUUUCGACUAUUGUUUGUAGUGCAAGAAAAAAAAAAGAAGUAAUCAUACGAAACCGUAUUUAAUAUAAUGUAAAACUCUUUAUCCCUUCAGUUCGAGCGAUUAUUAUUGAAUUGCAACUUUUUUGGAGCCUUCGGCCCCGGCGAGGUCCGCGCGACGAGGACGAUGCGGCUCGAGGGGUGAAGGUUUUUUCCAAAAGGUCGCAAGCGAGUAAAGUGAAAUUUCUAAAUUAUUCAUUGGACGUCAAGAGGAUUAGGAAAAUCAUCAUCAGCACAGAUGAAAUAAAACAGAAACAGCGGGUGAAACUGUUGUUUCGACACCGAGCGACUGGUGCGCGCACUCGAGAAGCUGGCGGCUUGACUUCCGGCUUAGCGGGAAGAGAUCGAUCGAUUCGUUCGAGUUUGCAGUUGGAGACUAUAAGAUUGAAGAAAUACGAAGCAAAAAAAAAAAAUAUGGCAAUGAACAACACCGGGAUACGUUUCGGUUUGGCUGCGCGGUCGAGAUUGUGUACAGAGAGAACGGCGAUACAGUGGAGACGCGGAACACAGCGGCACAAAUUCAAUGGAAGAAAACGAGGUAUUAUUAAGAUGGCCGAAUAUUGUAGGAAGGAUGGAAGCAGAGAGAAGGAGGAAGAGAGAGCAACGGAAAGAGUGGACGAGGAAAGAGGAAAUUUAUCAACAGCGGCACGACUGUGAUAUAUAAUAAAAACAAGUAUAUUUAAAUUAUUAUUAACGAUUGAUUAAAGUACUGUAACUAUAUUGAUUAACGAGAUGAGCGAGAAGAAGAAAAAGAACAACUAGAAGGAAUCACGCAAUUGGCAACACCGUAAAUGAGAUUGGGCUUGCAGCUUGGCUGUACUUCAGAGUUGAGCAGGCAAUGGCUAAGUUUGUAUAAUGUCAUGCUGUGAAGCAACUCAGGUUUUGCUUCGUUUCGAUUUCGUUAGAAGAACUGGUUAGUUUUUCAAUAGUGCUAUUGUAGAGAAAAUGGCGGACAACUACUUUGUUGUUGAACGGAUGUAGAAACGCCUUUCAAUUGCUAGAAAACAUUCCCAUAACAGAUGUUCCUGAUGGAAAUUUUGUGAAAAAAGGGGAUUUUGAUGAUCACGAAUUUUUAAGAGUAUUGUAAACAAAUGUACAAUAUUUUUUCAUUUCCUUUAUGAAAACAAGAAGCCGCCCUUGUAGAACGUUCAGUGGAGCAAUAAAUUUAAGCGUUCAAGUUCCGUGCACGAGAUUAGAUUUAUUGAUUACAAUAACUCUAAUAAAUAAUCGAAGCAAGUUCGCACUGACCAUUGAUUGAUUGAAUGAAUUCGGCAUUGUUCCUUUAGUCACGUUAUCUUACGUCCUCGAAUAUAUUUUAUUAUCGCUUGAAAAGGGUGUUUUUAAAAUAGAUUAUAGCGCAAAACGAGAAAAUAUUAACUCUUCAAAUAAUCAUUUGUGUUCUUCAAAUUUCAGUUGUUCCAUUUAAUAUCCGAUGAAAUGUUUGUUUAUUAUCUGAUGAAGCUCUUAUAUAGGCCAAAUGAUGCAUUCCCAAUUUACUAGGUCCAUAACUCUGCCGACCGUGCUUGGGAAAGCGCGGUAUAACGACCAAUCAGAGGUCGAAUUUUGUAUUUUGACAAGGCUUAAGAGUUUUCAAUAGUACAAUAGUUCGAAUGAUAAAAUUGCAAUUUCAUGCAUUUGGUAGGAAUCUUAGAAGAUUUUAAUCGAUUGCUGCAAAAACGAAGGAAAUCCAUCGAAAACAAACCGAUUUAUUAGCAUUUGAAAUUUUUCUCACUUUUUUAAGUUUUAGAUUUUCAUUUUACAUCCCUAUGCAGCCGAACUUCCUGAGAGAAGUAUUCUAAUUCAAAAUUAAAUCUUCAUUAAUUCAUUUGUUGUCCUUAUAAGGACAAUUGUUCAAUUUAUCAUUGAGAGUGAGGACUAAGGCGCACGGUCAACACAAUGAGAAAGGUGUUUUCACAUUGAAAACUAGACACGGCUUUACUGGAGGAAGUGUUGGCAAAUGCAUCUACCGCUAAUACCACCGCUAUCAAACGAAAGCGCGUCUUUCCAUGUGGGGAAUAUCAACAACGAAAAAUGACGCGCGUCUAAGCAUAACCCGAACUGUUUCACCGUGCUGCUUCCAUUUACCUUUACAUCGGCCUCAGGGAAGUACCGGCUGCAUCUGCAUCUACCGCUGAGGCUGUCACUAUACUGCUGUUGGUACCAUUAACUCUAUUAACUCACAGUUAACAGUUUUAACUCUUCAAAUAAGUAUGUUAUUUGUGUAUUAACUCUUCAAAUAAGUAUGUUAUUUGUGCUCAAAAGAACAAUUGUUCAAUUCAAAAUCGGAUUUACGCAAUCGCAUCUCUGUAAUAUUACCGACAAUAAUAUUCUUCUGAACAAACUGAUACAACUUUCCCAUUAGGCCUCUGCCAUUAUAGACACGAAAAGCGACGCGAACCGAUUCGCUCAGCUGUAGGUUAAUGUACAGCCAUCAGUAGAGCUGUACAUCAACCUACGGCCGAGCGAAUCGGUUCGCGCCGCUUUUCGCGUCUACUAUGGCAGAGGCCUUAGAGGAAGUUGCUGGCUGAUGUAUUCACUUCAUGCAAGCCUGCUGCUGAUGCUUCCCGCUACCACACUGAAACAGCAUUUUAGUGAAGGAAGUGUCGUUGCAUCAGCUGACCCUGCUACUAUCGAUGCUGAUAUACCCACUGCAACAGCUACGCUAUGAAUAGCCAUGCCACAGUUGUGGCCGCUAUACGCUGGCCCAACUGCUGAGCAACUGCAACGCUAUCCGUAGCCAUGCCACAGUUGUGGCCGCCAUUGGUAUCCGCUGUACCUGCAUCUGCUGGCCCUGCUGCUAUCGAUGGUGAGAUCCGCUGAAACUGCUACGCUUAUUCGCAGCCAUGCCACAGUUGUGGCCGCUAUCCGCUAUCGAUGGCACCCACUGCUCGCUCCCGCUGCUGCCAAGGGAGGACUGCUGUCGUCGCUGUUCAGAACUACUAUGAGCGGCUUCGACUAAAACAGGCUCUUAUAUAGGGAUGAAAAUAGGAAUGAAUUAUUUUUCGUAGGUGGUGGAAUGACAUAACUUGAAAAAUAUGUGUGAUUUCAUUCUGGUUCAGAGCGAUCAUUUGAUAAGCUCCACCUCUUUUUUCAGUUUCUAAAGUUUUUCCUCAGUUUCGUAGCACGGAUGCACAAAAAUGAUUUCUUGUCGAACAUUCUGUCGAGCCGGACCGAUAGCACUCUCAUUGAAGCAACAAAAUAACAUGUUUUGUGUCGUGUUGUGCAGCUUGGUUGAAGAAAAUGUUUUUUUUUAGCUCUGCAUAGUCGAACUAACUGCUUUUGUGAAUGCGUACUAACAGGGCAGUUUAUUAUUCAAUGUCGGUUAUGCUGAUCGCAGCCUUUGCGCUGCCCCUACAGUGGGGAGUUUACUAAAUAAAGUAAAAAUUAGACAACUACAACAGAAUUUGAUUGCAUCCCGCACAGAAUGUCUGCUUGUGCUGAUGCCAGAAAACUAUUAACCUUCAUUUUUUUUUAUUUGCAUUCAAAAAAGCAUUUUGCUGUUCAAAAUCGGUUGCUAAUUACAACCUUUGAGCUGCCCUAACAUUGGGGGAAUUAAGAUACACGGACAACAUGCACUGUGGAAGCUAUUUCACAUUCAGUAAAUUAGACGGGUGCGACAAAUUUAAAUUGCUAGGAUGCAACACAGAAUGCUUGCUUGCGUUGACAAAAAUUAUUAACUUUCAAUGACUUAUUUAUUUGCCUUGAAAAAGGCAUUAUGAUUUCCAAAAUUGGAUUUCCUGAUGGCAAUCUUCAUGUUGCCCUGACAGUGGGGGAAUAAUGGCAGUCUGGCGACACACGUUGAGAAAAACCGCGCUGCUCCUGAGACGUGGUGACCAACCACAGGGCUAGUGCUGCUGCUAAGGAAGGACGACUGCUGUUGUCGCUGUCUAGAACUAUUAUGAGCGGCUCCGGCUGAAACAGGCUCUUAUAUAGGCCAAAUAACAGGUUUUCAAUUGCAAGGUAUAUGAUCCUGUCGACCGUGCUUGGGAAGCAAGCAUGUAACGACCAAUCAGAGGUCGAAUUUUUCGUUCUGACAAGGCUUGACUAUUUUCAAUAGUACAAUAGUGUGAAUAAUAAAAUUACAAUUAUCUUAUUUCGGGAAGAAUCUUAGAAGAUUUUCCAAUCUAUUGCUGCAAGAACGAAGGAAAUCCAUCGAAUACUAACCGAUUUAUUAGCAUUUGAAAUUGGACAUAUUUUUCACUUUUUUCGGUUUUAGAUUUUCAUUUCACAUCCCUAUGUAGCCGAACUUCCUGAGAGAAGUAUUCUACUUCAAAACAACAGAUAAUUUUUUUAUGAAAGCAGUCUAUUACCCGUAUAUUUUAAUCCGGUAAUUCUUCAGUAAGAUGAAAUAUUCAAACAAUUUCAUGAACGUAUUAUGGGCGCGAUAUAUUUAUUGGUAAAUGCAGUCAGUUUUUUCGUUAUCAAUUUCAAACACUUUUGUUCUGAUUUUAUUGAAUUUCGAGAAAGUUGUGAGCAGAAGUAAUAUCUUUUCACUAGUAUCUGAAAAGACUUGCUAUCACCAAUAUCCUCACAACGAAAUAUUUUUUUCUUUUGACCUUCUUUUGUUGCACCGAGUAAUUUGUUUCCAUUUUCACAAUCCUUGUUAAAAAAAUUCGUUUUUCGUUUUUCAUAUGUAUAUUUCCGAUCAGAUUGUUAUGGAAAUUCUAACAAAACAGAUUCUUGGAAGUGAUUCUUGAAUGAUCUUUUUCAUGAACAACAAAGAGUAUUCAAAAAGUAUUCCAGUAGAUUUCACUCAGUCGUUGAAUUCUAUAAACAACACCUUCAACCAAAGAGAAAAUCAUGAAUGAUUCGAACCCUUAUUGGCCAGUUAUUUUCAGAAGGUGGUGAUUCUAGUUUACACAAGAUUUCUUCAAUACUUUGAACAAAGCAAGCUAGUCUGUCCUCGGUGGUAAAGCAAUUCGAGACUCGUAAAGAGCACAGAUUAUAGACGAUGGUACUUGAAAAAAAAGAUAUAACGGCAAAAUUUAAAUGCAAAACUGAGUAGGUGUUGAUCAAUUUAAAGCACUAGAAGAGGAUAGCGAUGAAAUCUACCGUGCUGGAUCGAAAUCCGUACACCUAAGCACAUGAUAAUCUUCGACGGUCAAUAUAAAAUCAAGAAAUCACAUAUUGUUUCAAACUGACAUUUUUACUUGUAGGUCUACUUAUAUUUUAUCACUAUUUUCAAGCAAAAUGAUUAAAAUCACUCCAAAACUUGAAAAAAUCAUGUUUGAAUAGAACAUGUUUUGAAUCGAAAUCCGUACACAGUUUUUUGUCUGAAUCAAAACCCGUACACUUUUGAAUCGAAAUCCGCACACACGCGAUAUUGACUGGAUCAAAGUCCAUACAACAAUAAAUCAAAAUCCGUAUCGUUAUAGAAGUACAAAAAUGAACAUCUUUUAUUUAAAAUUUUUCUUUAAAUUAACGAAUAAAUAUAUUUUGAGGAUCGAUUGGUUCCUGAAGUUUCUAAUUUUUUACAUCAGCUAAAAUAGUGCAAUUUUCGUAGCGUUUCGUAGUAACCGGAACGCCGGAACCUCUCGAAGCUUCCCGGUACGACUUUCCCUUGCGCACCUCAGUCACAGCCCGUUCGAAAUUGUUUGCCGUAUACUUAAACUUGUUUUCUUCUGAAAACAAGAAGAAAGUUCAACAAUAUAAUACGCAUGAUACACACGCUGUACGGAUUUAGAUUCAAGCAAAUAACAAGAAUCAAAAUCCGUACGGCACAGUUUUUGUUGAAUAAAUACAAUUUACACUAUUUACCAGACAAUAUACAGCUCGAAAAUGACAAAUACUUACCUUUUCCAUCAAUUUCAAAAAGAUUCACAGCGUAAAACACAUAUAUCCCACUUGAAAAUCGUUUUUAUCUGAAGAACGUUUUCUUAGUAAAUUCUCUAACGAUACAACGAAAUGACAACUGAAACCGAUACACGAUUGAUUUUUCAUUUUUAAUAUUUUUAUUUCAUGGCCUACUGGCGCAUAGUUUAACUCAACAGAAGGCCAACAGUUCAACGGAUAUGUACAUGUAACAUUUUUAUAAUGCUUAAAACUGAAGAAAAUCAUCAAGGUGUACGGAUUUCGAUACUGUUCGGGUUUCGAUCCAGCACGGUACUGGUUUUACAAUUAUUUCUAGCAACGUCCGUAAAAGUUCUUGUUUUUUUCUAAGAAAAUUUCGAUUUAAACUAAUUCAACUCUUGAUAAGAUUCCCUAUGAUGCAAUGGUGCAAUGGGAAUGUUUUUAUGUAGAUCCACAUAAGGUUUCAUCUAUUUAAGUAGAAUUGAGGUUUUGCCCGAAACAGUAACUUUGUUUUUACAUGAAACUGGGCUUUAACAUAACACUGAAACAUAUAUUUAAACAAAAAUCAUUUUCAACACUUUCCGGCAUAAUCGGGAGAUUUUUCUACAACUUGUUGCUUACUGACUAACAACAAGCGUUCUACUGAUGGGAAAUUGUUCUCGAACAAAAAGCUCCUGUUUAAGCUGGGACGAGACUGUUUUAUUGAACUGGUAAACCGUAAAAAAAUAUGCAUUUGAAAUUUUCUAGACCCACUGCCUAAUCCCGUUUGGGGUUGAAGAUAAUUUGACACUCUUAAACUUUAAUAUAUGAAUUAUAGAGUAGAAGUGAGGAUAUGACAAAACUUUCGCUUGGUUCACAACACAAACCUGCACAUUUCGUGUGCGUGACUGAGCUGUCUGAGAGCUUUAUAACUGUUAGGUUUCUUUUGUAAUUUCUUCAGUAUUUGGCGAGACCUUCACAAUGUUUGUGGACUUCGCUUCAUAUGCUUUAUUACUCCUUUACUCUCAGCUCCCAUAUGAAUUUUUUUCCGGGAGUAAAUAUCACUUUAAGAAGAGAAAAUUUCCAUUAGAAAGUAUUUAAAACAACAUAGAAAACUAAUUUCACGCCUCCUUGCUGAGGAUCAAACUUUUUGAUGUACUGCAGAAGAUAAAAUUCACUGAUGGUUGACGUGAAGUUCCUCCAAUCCAUCUGACCCCCGACCUUACCCAAGCCGAAAUCACACCCCCCCCCCAAGAGCGAGUCUCACCUGGAACACUGAAUGUGCUGAAUCGAUUAGUAUUGCAUGCUUUUUCCCGCUGGACUUGAAGAACCGAUUGUUGUAAAUAGUAGUUUGUAAGGGGCACACACAAAAUAUUCCUAACACUGGCAAAAAGGACGUCAUUAUCGCAAGCAACUGCUAUCCAUUUGGGCUCAAUGGAGGGCAGUUCGAGACAUAAUUUCUGCACCGUUUUUGCACCUUAUUUUUGAGGAUUCAAAAAAAAAAACAUAAUAAUGGAAUGACAUUGGCAAGUUUAACCACUGGUUCGACACGGGUUUGGCUCUGCUGGUUGUGGUUUCCUCUCCUCCAAAAGGUGAAGAAAAGGAGGGGAUGCUUUGGAAUGGGUAGUAAAUGUCAAGUUCGGCAUACAGUACAGGUCAAAUAAAAGUUUACUUUUUCCUGACAACUGUUUGUAAAAUUAAAAAAUAUUCGUGAAAAUAUCUAACAGUCUCCAAUUGAAUGAGAACUUCACUUUUUCAAACUAAAACAAAUUUUCUGCUAGAUAAGCCACUUGGGUAAACUUUCACAAUAGUAUACCGGGCUUGGGAGCAAGUUUGUUUGGAAGAUUUACCUGAUAUACUCAACUUGCACACAACCUAGUACGAAUAAUAACUGGUAUUCUCAAUUCUCAGCCGUUUGAAUUCCCCACUCCUUUGACGAGUAGACUACUCGGAGUAGUGUAAGAUACACAGUUCACGACUGGGUAUUUUUCUACAAACUCUGUAUGAAACCUCUGAUAAGUGAUAUUUUGCAUAUUUAAAGUGUACCGGAUUCUGUCUCUUUGUACAACUUUGAGGUUAGGGUUUUCUUUACUUCACGAUUUCGAGCGUGAAAUUUACAGCUUCCACUGAAUAAACAGCCACAAAAUGCUAAGCAUGCGUCGGCGAUGCAAACAGUCGGGCGAGGUUUCACGCACGUAGUUUAAGUUCAAGGGAAAAUUAGCUCUCAAAAUUCGAGGUUUGCGGCGAUCUACAAUAAUCGGCACAAUACUAAAGCAUUUUCAAAGUUUGAAGAAAAUAUCUUCCACUCCAAUUAGGGAAUUUAUUUAAUUGAUAACUUUUUUAGGUCUUGUAAUAAUCCAACUGCAAAUCAGUAGAAAAAUUGUUAUUAAUUUGUUUUACUGCAACUUCGUUCGAGUUAACUGAGGUAAUUUUUUUUCUGCUAAUUUUCAUGAGUUUGAAAAAAAAGCUUCAUAAACCCUUAUAAAACUCUGUCAUUAGUGGGUUUCAACAGGCUGGCCAGCUUUUCUCGGCGAAAAAACGGGACACAUAGGUGAAAAAAAAACGAAACACUUGGGAAGAUAGGUUUUAAUUUUUUUUCUCAAUUCAAGCAAUCAUUUGUUGUAUCUGCCUCAAAGAUACUGAUGAUGAUAAAACUAUACGCAGUAGAGUGUGAUUUUUGGUAAUAAGUUCGUGAAAUUUGUCACAAAAGAGGUCGAAAUUUUGCCUAAAAACUUUAUGACUCUAAUGGUCUCAACUGGCAAUCGUGGCAGUGGCGUAGUACUACCGGGAAGGCACUAAAGGUACUCAGUAACAUUAAAUAAUUGCUGGCAGCUGAGAAAGUUAUUUUCUGUUUCGUGAAAUAUUGGGACCCAACGGGUUGCAACUAUCACGAACUCUGUUUUCAUUGAAGCUUCAUUCCAAAUUUUUCAAAGAGUAUCCAAGAAACGGUACGAAAUGGUAAAAAAAAGGAAAGGUUAGAAAUAGUUUAACACGAUACGUCUGGUCAGCCUAACUUUUAUUAAAUACUUGUUCUUUUUUAUUGGAAUAUUUUUUUCGAAUGUUGCCAUAGAACGUACUAUUUGAUCACGGAGAAUAGCAACGGAUGUCGAUAGAUUACCUAAUAUAAAAAUGAGUGCAUCUUUUAAACAAAAAAUUUGAGAAUAAGUGAUUAAGCUUUCGAUAUUUAUUUUUUUCUAAUUAAUAAUAAAGUUUUCGAUCUUUGGAUCAAUUAUUUAUAUAUUCCUUGAAAUUCGUUCACCCAUUCUCAUUACAAACUUUGUGGUAAUAUUUUGUAUUUCCUCAAACAGCUAUUGUAAAAAAAUCUGUUGACAAAUGAACAACAAUCUCAAACUCAAUUUGAGGAUUCGGCAUUCAGUGCUGUCUUAGUAUAAAGAGUGCUAACAAAUACUCAGUUUUGUAUUUUACGGUCCCAAAAAAAAGAAAAUACUGAAAAGUACUGGCAAGUGAUUCUCCAUUGUUGAUUGAAACUAUCGAGAAACACACCAGCGUGCUUUGAGUUAAAAUACUACCGAGUGUUGAAAUUAAUCACAUGUUUCGUUUGAACGCUGUUCAAUUGUGUGGGUGCUACCUACUAAAUCUCUAUUUCUGAGGCGGCAUCCAAAAAUUACGUAACGCUCAUAGGAAGGAGGGGGAGUAUCCUUGAGCGUUACGAUUUGUUUCACAGGAGAGGGGAAGAGGUGAGUUCAGCGUUACGUAACAAAAAAUCUCUGGAGAGACUCUCCAAAAACAAACCGUGAGCGAUCGUGAGCGAGCGCGGCACCCAUUUUGAAAUAAGUUUUUGCAUGGACAAAUGCUCAUGCAAAAUGUUAAAAGCACUGCCUCUAGAUAUCUUCAUGAUGUCAGAUUUAAGAUUUUCCAAGAUAAUUUUGUGGGCAUUCUUGAUAACUUGGGUAACACUUAUCAAGCCAUUGUUUGGAUUGCACAGUAUUUUUUCUCAUAAAAAAGCAAUGAGAAAUCAUGACACGAAACUGCAUUGCAUCCAUGGUUGAUGCAAUUACCAAGAGUACUGUUACCCACAGCGAUUUAACUUAGGAACUAAAAGGCGGAUUUUUACAAAAAAAAAAAUAUCUAUCAUCUGAGAGAAUGAAUUUUUGUUACCAGCACCAUUUGACAAAGAGCCUCGGGAUCAUUUUCGGGCGUAUCAAAAUUCUUGUUUGUUCAUGAAAAACAUAUACUAGGGAUUUUCCUAGUGUACUAACAGAAACAAGGGGUACAGCAACGAAUAAUUUUGAAUAGAUUCUUUUGCGAUGCGAAUACAUGUUUUUCCACAAUGCAAAUAGAUUAUAUUAAUUAGCUGUAACCAGAACAAUUUCUUCGAUUAAUUUUUAUAUUUCUCUUUUUAUUAUUUGCCAUUGAGGCAGGUAGAAAUGGGAACAAAUCAUUUCUCGAUCAGUUUUAUUUUCGGAGUUUUUAGUUUAUAUUUUGCGGCAUAUGAUGAUUGUUUAUGAACAAAAAUAAUGCACAUUUUAGAUUCGUAACUAAAAAUAUUAGAUGUGCAACGAAAUUCUGCAGCUUUUUUUUUGAAAAAGUAUGCAAUCUCUUGGAAAAGGCUUGGUGAGUAACUCCUAAUACCAAGGAAGCUCUUCCUGCGUCUAGCAUGGAUCCUUAUACAGCAACUCUCCAAUUCUGCGUCUUCGAAGGUUUUGAGCCUUUCUUCACACUGACAGCCAUCAACUGCAAAUUUACCGUCUUUCAAACGACGAAACCAAUCACGAUGCGUUGUUUCAUUUAGUGACUUAGAGCAGCAUUUGCGUGAACAUUUUUAACUUUUGUUGCGUUUCGGUCACCCUUUAUUUAAAUAAAAUUAGAGAUGUAGCUCUUCCUGCAAAUGACGGCACAAAAUCAAACAUUUUCACGCAACUUAAAGUAUAUGACACCACAAUAAAGUCACUAGCGUGUCGAAGCGAUUUGAUUACCAUACGUCUGAGCUCGGCUUGAGAUAUGUAAAAAUCGAACAACUUUACUGCUGGCGCCAUCCAGGGAUAAACAGCUAGAACUUUGUUAGAUUUGAGAAUUCAGAAUUGAGAAUUUGAGAAAAAAACGUGAAUCGACGCAAUAAUAAAACGGUAGAUUUCUGGAUAUUCUGAAUAAAAAAUCUUUCGAGAUAAAAAAAGAUUAAAUUAUGCUGGUUUCAGCCACAUUAUAUAGGGUAAUCGCUUCUAUAUUCAUUUUAACAUCUAUAUUCAUCUCAUCAAAUAAGAUGAGAUAUCCUUUUUUAUCGUUAUCGUUAUUUAUCGUCAAAUUUUAAUUUUUUUUUGAAAAAUAAAUCUCGACCACUCGACUAAAACGAGAGAUAAAAUCAAAAUUAUCUUUACUUAGAAUAAAAUAGUAUAAUUUGACAAAAAAUUGAACAAAUAAGAGCGAUGAGAUGCAUAUAGGGACGAGUACCUUAGAUGUGAAAUAGUUGCACUGCUUAACCUGUUUUCAAGAGUAGUAGAAAACCGCUUCAUAAAACCAUCAUGAAACUAUGCCAUUUACAGUUUUAAAUCGUUCUUGAGUGGUUUUAAUAAAUAGUUGUUCCUGUUAUUCAAAACAAAAGUUAACAUUAAAUUGUGAACAUUGAAUUCUUUUUUUUUUAGACGAGUGAGUCUGGCGAAUGUUACCUUAAAACGCCCUAGAUUGCAGGAAACAAAAACAAGAGGAAUUUUUGACCAGAAAUAGCGUGACUAAGGGAAUAAGUUUUCCGAUGCUUGUAACAUUCGUUCAUACUUCUUCGAUGAAUUUGUGCAUCCGCUUCAAAAAAAAAAAAAAAAAAUUAAAAAUUACAAUAAUACUUGGAUGAGAAGCAAAAUUAAUAGUUUUCUUGAUAAUUUCACAAAUGAAUUGGCGAUUACCCAAUAAGGAAAUAAAAUGCUCCAAAUUAAAAUUCGUGAUACUCAACAAUGGUCCCCGUGGUUCUGUGGUUAGCGAUGUCGGUCGGCUAGCUCUCCCACACGGUUGUGAUAUCGGGUUCGAUUCCCGAUCAGGUCGAGGAACUUUUCGAACUGGAAAUUUUCUCGACUCAGCACUGGGGCACGGUGUAUCGUUGUACUUAUCCUACAACAUGCAAAAUGUGCCGAAAACAAUAUCGAUAACGAAAUCCCUCAACUAAUCUAGUUGAUCGAGACCGCAUUGGCCCCCCAGGCUAGCGUGCGAUAUUGUUUGUUAACAUUUAAUCGGAACGAUUGAGGUUUUAAGCAAUGGAUAAUUCGUGAAUUAGUUCAUAAUGUCUGAAAAUAUUGAUAAUGUUCGUAUCAAUUAUGAUAAAAUGCUACAAUCAUCCAAUUUACAAUUCAUUUAUUUUAUUUAAAUACAAAAUAAAAAUAAGUGGACUUAAAUGCGAACCCUGGGGCACCCCAGAGGUGACUGAAUUGGGUUUUGAGAGUUUAUUUUGAAAGCCCACUAUUUGUUUGCGAUUUGUUGGAUAUGACUGGAGCCGAUACAUAGUUUAGACACUAUUUGCGGUUUGAAAAGUUAUGAUAGUAUGUCGAUUUCUCUGCUGGAGUCAGUGUAUAGGACUUCUACCUAUCUACAAUUGCGUUGAGAGUGAAGGUUAAAAAUUCCAGAAGAUUCGAAGUCGUUGAGUGACCUUUAAAGAAACCAUGCUGUAUACUUGUGAUAAUGUUUUUUAUUUGCUGAAAAUUUUAUGUCACAUGUAAUUCAAAAAGUUUUGUAAGGCAAGAGAUAACAGCAAUUCCCCGGUAGUUACGGACGUCAGAUUUCACGCCUGACUUCAAAAUAGGCACCAAGUAAGAACAUUUAGAGGUUUCGGGAAACUUCCCAUCUUUCAGAGAUAAUUUGAAAAGGCGUUUUAGUGGAACUGUAAAAUCUUUAGAAAGAUUCUUCAAGAACAUGGGAGCCACUCCGUUAGGUCCAAGCCAGUUUGGCGCGUCUAAGCUUUUAAAUGCUUGUAAGAUUUCGAAAGUUGAUGAACAAAUACAUGUUUAUAGAUUUCGGGGAUGAACGCAAAGAAGUCACGAUCGGGGUAUUCUUCAGAGAUUGUAAUAUCAACUUCCUGAAAGAAAUUUGUAAAAAGAUCACAAAUUUUGGAUGAGUGGUAACGUAGCUGAAAUUUUUUUUUAAGCAUGAUUUGACUUCAUUUUCGACUUUACGAUUAUACUCUUCCUGUGCGGCAAUGAUGGGAAUACUUCAACCAUUAUGGUACCUUCUCUGUGUUUGAUAUUCUUGUGGCCUUUGCACUAAUAUGGACUUGAGUUGGUAUUUCAUAUUAAUAGAACUGACUUACAGUUAGCCAAAUUUCUACAUAUCGAAGGAAGAUUAUUCUGAAAGUCAAAGAUUCUCACAAAAUAAUGCUGCCAUUUGGAGUCAUACAGAUUAGAAACAAUCAAAUCAACAGUCAAACUGUGCGGUAUUAUGUAGCUAUUGUCAUUUUUUCACGCUAAUACCAAGCGAAAAGGUGGUAAAAUAAUGAAGAAAAUCUGAAUAUAAAUAUAAUAUGAAUCAAAUAGAGUAAAAUAACUAUAGUGAAUAAAUGAAAUAAGAAUUUGCAACUUAAAUUGAAAACAAUGAGAUUUGCUAUCUACAGACCAGUAAAUGGACACAAAAUAAUUACUUUUCUUAAUUAUUAUGGAAAAAUAUUCCGAGCAAUAACAACCAUUUGAGAUCAGCAAAUUAGCCUUUCGGUUGUCCCGUCUGGACGAGGGAAAAAAAAUUCUAAGCCUAAAAGUCACACCUUAUAUUCCCGUUCAUUUUCGCAUCCUUGCAAACUGCAUACAUUGCCCGCUUGAUUAAAACUUAAAAUGUAAGUCAUAUGACAAAAAUGAAAUUAGUUCGUAAAGUAAAUCUAGCCAACAGAGCUCUUCCGUGAUACGCGUUCGGAGUCUAGUCACCGACUGAGGUGUCUCAUCGCUUGCGCCGCUGUAGAUAUAAUAAGUCAUUAUACACUGUGUGCGUGAAGAGAUCACUCUCUCAGUUAUAAAAAAUUAACUCCCAGCGGGCAGUGUGUGCAGUUCAUCGUUGGCGUGCUGAGAUACGGGAACACAAUAUGAGAGGGUGAUUCGACUUUGGUUUAGAACUAUUUAUACCUUUCCCAGUAGUUUAAUUGGCCAAAACACCUUGCCGGAGACAUUGGAGAUUGCGGGUUCGUGUCCCGUCUGGACGAGGGAAAAUUUUGUCUAAGCCUAAAAGUCCACCUUCUAUUCCCGUUCAUUUUCGCAUCCUCGCAAACUGCAUACAUUGCCCGCUUUACUAAAACUUUCGGUUGUGUUUUAUAGUAGUUUUAUCAAGAAAUUAUAUUGCAUACUGAGUUUACGAUGCUCUUGUUUAAAUGUCAUUUGAUAGCCGACGGUUAAAACUUCGUACCAUUUCAACAUAGACUUGUGAUACCUAAGUCAAUUCCCUGUAAGUGCAGAGAAGAAAAGGUUUCCGCACUGAAUAGGUGUUGAACCUGGAUUAAAUUCAUUGAAUAACUCAAACAAGUUCUACCAUAUUGAAAGAAUCGGAGAGAAACAGGUUUGCUCCGAUUCUUCUCCUUGUCCUUUUCUGAACCUAUCGUUUUUAAUUACGAUGAAUCCGCACUUCGUUGCGGAUUAAAUUAUACUAUUUUGCUCAUGAGGACUAAAAUGCUGAGUGCGUUAACGGCACUGAUGGAACAUAAUUGGAUACAGUUAAUAUUAAAGACUAUGCGACGAAGGUUAUAUCGAACGUCUGAACGUUUGUAGGAAUGUAAUGUAAAGAUACUAUUUUAGAUUAUGUAUGGGAAAAGCAUACUAUUUCAUCCAUGGGAACAAAAUGUAAACUUUUUACCUAGUUCUUGGAAGGGGGCCGGUACAUCUCCUCCCACUCAUAAGUCAUAAGCCAUCUAGAAGAGAUGACGUACGCCAAUCAACUGAUGGCUCGUAGCCGCAUAACUUUUUUGCCUUUCUCCUAGAAAGGUAUAGCAAUCAUCUCUUUCGACGAACUGAGCAUUUUCUGUAUGUAUGUAUGUGUGUAUGUGUGUGUAUGUGCAACUUUAUUUUCUCACUCACUUUUCUCAGAGAUGGCUGAACCGAUUUUCAUAAAAUUAAUUGCAAAUGAAAGGCCUAGUUGCGCCAUAGGUUGCUAUUGAGUUUCAUUGUAAUCGGAUUUUUGGUUUAGAGGUUAUGUAUCAAAAUGUAAAAAUCACGAAACAUCAAUAUCUCAGAAACCACACAACCGAUUUCAACAAAACUGGUUUCAAAUGAUUAAGCUGUCUCCAGAACCCUUAACUUUCAAAUUUCGUUAUGAUUGAACAUAUGGUUCAAAAGUUAUGUAAAGAAAAGUUAUCCUGAGGUUGUUUGAACUCACUCAUGUUUCUCAGUGAUGGCUGAACCGAUUUUCACAAAAUUAGUGUCAAAUGAAAGGUCUAGUUGCCCCAUAGAUUGCUAUUGAAUUUCAUUGCAAUCGGAUUGUAACUGUGUCCGUUGUUCAUAAAAAUGUGAAAUCACAUAAUGAAAGUAAACAUAUUGACUUUCUCCUAUCGAUCACCUGCUAAUUUAAAUGUGGUGGACUGGCUAAUAAACAUGUGGUUUAAAGGUUAUAGAAAGAAACGAAACCCGCGGACUGUUUAAAACUAUAGCUACAAUCGAAAUAUAUGGCCUCAACAUCAUUUAAAUUUAAUAUUGUACUAUUCCAAUGUUUGCGGCCUUGCUCGGGAUUGAAGUUGAAAUUAAAAGUCAUUUCUAUUUGCCUUACUCCUAGAAAGGUAUAGCAAUCACUGCAAAAACUAAAGGUAUAAAAGUGCUCAAAAGGGCCGAAUGUCGUAUACCACUCGACUCAGUUCGACGAGCUGAGCAUUUUCUGCAUGUGUGUGUGUAACGCUCUCCCAAUAUCACUCGAUUUUCUCAGAGAUGGUUGAAUCGAUUUCAAUGAAAUCAAUUGCAAAUGAAAGGUCUAGUUGCCCUAUAAGACCCUAUUAAAUUUUAUUGUAAUCUGAUUUCUAGUUUAGAGGUUAUGUAUCAAAAUGUAAAAAUCACGAAACAUCAAUAUCUCAGAAACUACACAACCGAUUUGAACAAAAUUGGUUUCAAAUGAACGGGCUACCUAAAAAACCUCAACUUUUGAAUUUUAUGAAGAUUGAACAUAUGGUUCAGAAGUUCCAGAGAGGAACGUGUUCUGGAGACUGUUUAAUCUCACUCAUGUUUCUCAGAGAUGGCUGGACCGAUUUUCAUAAAAUCAGUGUCAUAUGGAAAGUCUUGUUGCCCCAUAAGACCCUAAUGAUUUUUUUUUUGCGAACGGAUUAAUACUUUUCCUGUUAUGUUUAAAAAUGUGAAAUCCAGCUAUGAAAAGAAACAUAUUCUGAUAACUAUUUGGGCUCACUCACUUUUCUCAGAGAUGGUUGACCCGAUUUCCACAGAGUUAGUAUGAAAUGAAAGGUCUAGCUGCCUCAUAACACCCUAUUAAAUUUUGCUGUAAUCGGAAUGUAACUUCGUCUGUAAUGUAUCGAAAUGUGAAAAUCACGAAACUUCAUUAUCUUAGAAACUACACAACAGAUUUGAACAAUAUUGAUAUCGAAUGAGCGGGAUAGUUAAGGGUUAACUGAUGAAUUAUGAUUGAACAUGUGGUUUCAAAGUUUGGCUCCCCCAUACGUUCCCUUUUCAUUUGAUUGUAAUCAAACUUAAGCAACCGUUAUGUUUUAAUUUGUUAAACAACGAAAGUCUAUUAUCUCUAGUAUUACCUGACUUAUUUGAACAUAACUAGUGUCAUACAAACGAGUCUUCUCUCAAACUUACAAAUAACAAACUUCAUAAAAAUGUGAUAUACUGUUCAAAAGUUUUGUAAAGAAAAAAAAAUUCAAAGACUAUUCAACACUAUAGCUGCUUUGAUCAAUAUAUAUGGCCUCAACAUGAUUUAAAUGUGGUAUCGUACUAUUUGAACGUUCCCGGUAUCGCUCGUGAUUAAAUUGUUCGAAAUUAAGAGUCAUUUCUUAUAUUUCGCUAUUUCUGAAGCACUAACAUUACGUCAAAUUUCAUAUUUUAUACUUUAAUUACAACAUCAAUAUUUUAGAACCCAAAGAGUGAAUAUACCUUUUUGCAUUUAAGCAUUCAUGUAAAUCUAUUUUUACAAAUAAUAAGUUUGAAUGAGAAAGGCUGAGUCUGACCGCUAGGUGGAUUAAUUUAGGUUUUUUUAAAUUAUUCACGCGUGUAUUCUCCGUUCUAACAGUCACUCUGAUGCUUUGGAAACGAUAACAGAGGUAGUGGAACAGGCGUGUCCAGCCCACCAAGGUUCUUAUCGGCUGGUGGUGGUGGUCUUUUCCGUGCAGUGUGACCUUCGUUCGUUAGCGAUCUCCAACUCAAAGUGUAUCAGAUGUGACUGUCAGCUGGAUUGACUUGGCUGACCAUACGGGGUUUUAAAUUACCUGCUGCGCAAAUACUUGCUACUUUUUCAGUCGAUUACUGGAAGAAAGAUGCCAACCCAUUGAAGUCUUUGAAAUUGAUCAGUUUUAGUGACGCUCUCGUCAAAAAUCAUUCUAGAUCAUCAAAUUAGCACGUUUUGCAUAUCUUUCGGUUGAGAUCUCAUAACAAUCGAAAUCCGAACUGCUUUUAGUUACGAUUUAUAAUGGUUUUAUCAAAGAGUCAACAGGAUUUUUGAAAACACCGUUUUACAACUUACCUAAAACAUAAUUCAAGUUUCAUAGGAAGUGCUCCAUGCGGACGUAAUCCAUUUCAUCAUGAAAUGCACAAUGGACGUCACUAGGUGCAAUCUUUACAAAAUUAUUUAUGUUUUUCAUUUAUUUGAUAUGAAAAUAAACAGUAAUACAAAAAAGACUGAUCUAAUUCAGUUUGAGUUAUUUAGUUUUUUGAUUUGUUAGGUUCACAUUGAAAGGAUUCAUAUAUUUUCGAGAUAAAAUGUUCUUCUACUAUUUUGAGGAUGGAUUGUUUUGCCCAAAGUCAAAUAUUUUAUAAGUAAAGUUUUAGAAUCCCUAUUGUUAUUAUUUUUUAAAUCAGAUUGACAUGAUGACAUGAUUUCAAAUAAAUAAUUUUGAGUAAUUUGGUUGAAGCCUUUUAUUUAUAUGUAGUUUUAGGAAUAUUUUUUUAUUUUUUGUCAAAUUUUUUAUCCAUUCUGCUAAAAUAAUCAUUUAGAGGUAUAUAAGACGAUUUAGUAAGCUCGAAAUAUUUUUUCUAGUUUGUAACUUUUUUAAUUAUUGGCCAGUAAAAAAACAAAACAAAUCCUCCAAGCGAAGUAACGCCAAGCAGCCCCGCUAUGUAAAGUAAGUAGCAGCAGACAACUACAAAACAAAAGAAAACAGCACUAAAAAUCAGUCGCAUUUCUUAUUAAAAACAUAUUAAACCAUGCAAGAUUCCAUUGAUCAAAGAGAAAGAACAGCGCGCGGCACGAUAGUGAAAAAUCGAGUUCGAACUUUCCAUGCCUCAGUUUAGACGUGUGUUAGGGUUCGGUUUACGGGCAUCGCGUUCGAGUUUCCUUCGUGGUGAACUCUGGACAGAUCGCCAUCGUCGUCGUUGUCGUUGUUGCCGAGUAGAUUUUGUUUUUCACCAAAGUGCUACCAGAAAGCAUCCCUGAAUGGGUCCUAUACGCUAUGCGCUAUCGUUAAUUUUGAUCGGUUUAUGUUGAGAGCCAGGAACCAGAGCAGCACUGAACCGAUUUCCUAUAGAGUGAAAAAAAUUUAAAAAAAAUAAUAGAAAAACUUUAUCAGAUUAGUGAAUUGCGGCAUUGUUUAGUGGUUUGUUAAUGAUAUGUUCAUCUUCCCGUUUCGAUAGUUCACGAGCAAAGUAGUGAGAGAAAAAAAAUUUAGGUGAAAUCUCCAGAAAAAACUCAAAACCUCUAGGCUGCACGGGAACGGAGGAGGAAGCAGAGAGAGAGAGCGUAAGCAAAUAAACAAAAGAAGUCGCUACAGGACAGUGUUGAUACAAUUGAAGCAUUAAAUCACGAACUUGAAAGCACAAAAAGGAGAUACAAUUUAAAUCAAUUAAUAAUUAAGUGGUAGUUAAUUGAAAAAAAAAAAAACAA